Messenger RNA from Botrytis porri, 1191 nucleotides. RefSeq lists its product as uncharacterized. The transcript has 2 exons. The record is from RefSeq and is a predicted model, not a curated record. Lineage: Eukaryota; Fungi; Ascomycota; Leotiomycetes; Helotiales; Sclerotiniaceae. Gene Ontology annotation, molecular function: protein dimerization activity; DNA binding. Bases 1 to 1191 code for a protein of 396 amino acids.
AUGUCUGAUCCAGAAAUCGAGCUUCAACAGAUCAAGGAAUCUCAAGAUCGUACGCGAGCUCGAUUGUCAGCUCGGAAAAGACAAUAUGGAUUAUUGAAAAAAGCAGAGCAAUUUCGAAGAGUUGCUAAUAUAGAAGUGGCUAUCAUUUUAUAUGACCCUACCUUUGGAGAGUAUUGUAUAUAUAGAUCAAAGGACGAUGACUCUUGGCCACCGUCGAUGAAAAGCAUACGAGAGUGUAACCCCGUAGAUUAUUUGCCCAGUGAUUUUGAAUCAGCAGAACGCAUGUCAUAUUCGAUCACCGAGAAUCGAACUACCGGAAAAAGACGCCGAAAGCUUCCCGACAUCUGCCUAAAACGCAAGAAACCAAAACACAAGAACACGAUGUCAGAAAAAGAACUAAGCUCAUCACCACAGCAAUGUGAGGAUAUCAGCGGGCCACAAGAUAUUUUUUCCCGUGCCCUAGCUUCUCCAAAUACCGAGACUAGGUUAUCUAGUGUUAUCAGCACACUACCUCCAUUUCAUGAUAAGCAAUCAAAUAGUCCGUCAGGAUUACCCACGAAAAUCCGGAACAACCUCGAUAAAGAAACUUCUCCAUCUUCAUACCUUCCUUACACAUCAAUAUCACCCUCAAGAAUGAUUACACCGAUCACGUCGGAAGAUACGUUCCCCCAAUCUCUUCAUACUCCACCAUCAAACUCAUCACCUAUACCUCCAACGUCCACACUGCCCUUCGAAACAAUUACAAAAGUCUUUUCAGAGGUCACAUAUCCUAAAGAUCCAUCUUUGAGCCCAUCGCUCACUCCUACCAUGCUAUCAUCCACAGUAUCAUCGAACCCGCAAGCUUCAAACACACCACCCAUGCCUUCUACAACAUCAUCAUGUCCAUCAACUAUUCUAUCACCAAUUUCUUUGGUGUCGUUGCAUAUGCCGCCAAAACUGACCCCUUCCACUACGAUAAUCACAUCUCCAUCAAAUGUAUCAUGUAACCCUCCCACUACGUCAUCCGUGUCAAUCUCAAAUUCACUAUGCGUCCCCUCCACUUCCAACUCAUCGUCCAUUUCAUUUGAUAUACAACCCAUCUCGCCACCACUCUCAUCCUUCCGUCGAUCAUUACUCCCUGACUUCGUAAAGGAAAACUUGUCAAAACCUGGAACUGCUUUUCAGAUUUUCCAGAAUUUGAGACAUCGAUAA